Molecule: messenger RNA, 1476 nt
Organism: Penicillium taxi
Lineage: Eukaryota; Fungi; Ascomycota; Eurotiomycetes; Eurotiales; Aspergillaceae
Product: putative 60S ribosome biogenesis protein Mak11
Exons: 2
Coding region: 1-1476 (491 amino acids)
Molecular function (GO): protein binding
Source: RefSeq, a predicted model, not a curated record
AUGGCCAAACGCAAGAGGAACGAUACUCCCAAGGAGACUAAGGCUGUUGAAAGCCCGGCAAAGACUGUCAAGUCCACUGAAUCACCGUCGCAAACUCCAGAUGCAGCACUAACUAUCCAAGUGGUCACCGGCUCCUACGACCGUGUUUUGCACGGUUUCACUGCUGGAAUUCCUGCAUCUUCCUUGACCCAAGAUACUACGGAUCCUAUCCAAUGUGUGGACUCUUUCUUAUUUGAAGCUCAUGGAUCCGCAAUCCGUUGUCUAGCGAUCUCUCCCAUCCCCAAGGUCACCGACUCGGCAGACGCCCGGAAGGUCAUCAUGGCCAGUGGUUCAACAGACGAACGCAUUAAUCUCUACUCCCUGUCUGCUGCUCCACCCGCCGUGAAUGAAGAAUACCCAUCUGUGCCGACACUGGCUGGAAAUAAAAUCCUCGAGAACCCUAAGAAUCGAGAGCUAGGAGCUCUGUUACACCACUCCGCCAGCAUCUCAGCUCUGAGCUUCCCAUCCCGCAGCAAGCUACUCGCUGCAGCAGAGGACAACACAAUUUCUGUGUCAAAAACGCGUGAUUGGACUGUAGUCUCAACUAUCAAGGCGCCUCGCCCUAAGGUCUACGGUCGUCCUAGUGGCGACACUGCACCUCCCGACGCUGCACCCGCGGGCGUGAAUCACUUUGCAGUGCACCCAAGUAUGAAAUUGAUGUUAAGUGUAGGAAAGGGGGAGAAAUGCAUGCGACUGUGGAAUCUGGUAACGGGCAAAAAAGCUGGUGUCCUGAACUUCUCUCGAGAUGUUCUUCAAAGCGUCAAGGAGGGCAAAUGGAAUAGUGGUGAAGGGCGACGUAUUGCAUGGAAUGCAGCAGGAGAAGAGUUUGCGGUGGCCUUCGAAUGGGGAGCUGUUGUGUUUGGAAUUGACUCCACACCCCGGUGUAGACUUCUGCCCAGUCCUCGAAGCAAAGUUCACCAAAUGAAAUACAUCUCGCGGAAUGGGGAGGAAAAUGAAGAUUUACUCGCUGUUUCCACAGAAGACGGCCGUGUCAUCUUCUACUCUACCCAAGACCUUCAAAAGCCAGGGGAUGACUCUGAGUCUGAAAUCCCAUUUGCUACACAGGUGGCUCAGGUUGGUGGUAAGGAAGCUGGAUACCCAGGACGCAUCAAGGAUUUCGAAAUUUUGAGCCUUGGAGAGCAAUCAAAAGAGCUCUCUGACGGUUUCUUGAUCGUCACUGGAAACAGUGAGGGUAUUGUGCGUAUUUGGAAAGUUUCAGACAAGGAACUCAUUCCAUCCAAGUCCUCUAAGGCUUCCCAGGAGACAAUCCGCCAGGUUGGCAAAGUUCUUACUACCUACGAAACUGGAAACCGGAUCACUUGCCUGGUAUCAUUCAUCAUGCUGCCUGCUGAAGAUCAAUCUACACUGAUUGAUUCAGAUGAAGAAGAGGAGGAUGAGGAAGAGGAGUCAUCGAGUGAUGAUAGUGAUGAUGAGUAA